GGGUCUAAAAGUCCAAGUCAAAAAGACGAAAGACAGGGCAUGUUCCCGGAAACCAGAUAACGCACAGAAGAAAAAGGCGGGCCAUCUUCCCGGAAAAGAGAUGAAAAAGACUUAGAUAUUGUGGAAUAUAAUUCAAUUACUCAAUUAGCUGAUGUUUUAGUUUAGCCUUCCUUGUUUAUGCGAAGUACCUCUCAUCACUUGCAGCAGUUAAUGGCUUCCUCUUCCUCUUCUUCUUCUUCCAUUACUCCUGAACUAGAGCAUGAGGUUUUCCUUAGUUUCCGCGGUGAGGACACCCGACAAAACUUUACCAGCCAUCUAUAUGAAGCCCUUCGUCGGAAAAAUAUUAAAACUUUCAUUGAUGAUAAGCUUAAUAGAGGAGAAGAAAUUUCUUCCUCUCUUUUGAAGACAAUUGAACAUUCAAAGAUCUCGGUUAUCAUUUUCUCUAAAAACUACGCUUCCUCUAGAUGGUGUCUCCAAGAACUUGAAGAGAUUCUUAAAUGUAAGAAAGCGUAUGAUCAGAUCGUAAUGCCAGUCUUCUAUGACGUGGAUCCAUCUGAUGUCAGGAAUCAAACUGGGGAUUUUGAGAAAGCAUUUGCUGAGCUUGAAAAACAUGUUAUGGUUGAUUCAGAGAUGUUGACGAGAUGGAGGACUGCUUUGAGGGAUGCAGCCAACCAAUCUGGUUAUGAUUUAAAGAACUAUAGGAAAGAGGCAAAGCUGGUAAAGGAUAUUGUCAAUGGUGUAUGGAAGAAAUUGAAUUACAACUCCCCAAUUAUUUCUUCUAAGAAAUUGGUUGGACUAGAGUCAUCAAUCGAAGAGAUUGAAAAUUUAUUAUGUUCAAAGAGCAUUUGGAAGCUAGGAAUUUGGGGCAUGGGGGGCAUAGGAAAAACUACUCUUGCAGGUACUAUAUUUAACAAAAUCUCUAAACAGUUUAAAGAAUCUUACUUUAUUGAGAAAAUUGGAGAAAAAUCAGAAAAAAGUGGGGGAUUAGAUUAUUUGUGCCAAAAACUAAGAUCUGCAGUUCUAGGAGAUGAACAUCCCAAUCAUGAAUUCACCUUCACAAGAAGAAGUCUUAUUAGCAGAAAAAAAGUUCUCAUUGUGUUUGAUGAUGUAACGAAUUUAAAUCAAAUGCAAUGUUUAAUGGCAGUUUUUGAUGACUUGGAUUCAUACAGUCGAAUCAUUAUAACAACAAGAGAUGAAAAUGUGCUAAUAAAUUGUAAGGUGGAUUACAUUCAUGAGAUGACAAUGUUAUCUCCUGAUAAUGCUUUUCAACUUUUUGCCCUACAUGCUUUUAAAGGAAACUCUCCAACAGAAGAUUACAUCCACCUAUCAUCUAAAGUAGUAGGUUAUGCUGAAGGUCUUCCACUAGCUCUUGAAGUAUUAGGUUCCUUUCUAUUUAAGAGAACGAAGAGAGAAUGGGAAAGUGCACUAGAAAACUUGAGAACAAGUCUUGAUGCGAAUGUCCAAAAGGUAUUAAAAAUAAGUUUCGAAGGAUUAGAUGACAAACAAAAGUGUGUAUUUUUGGAUAUUGUAUGUUUCUUUAAAGGGUAUAAAAGAGAUUUUGUAGAAGCAAUCUUGAAAGCUCGUAACUUAGACCCUCAUAUUUGUAUAAAUGUUCUCAUUGAAAGGUGUCUCAUAACUACAUCAUCUGAUAUCAUAACAAUGCAUGAUUUACUUGAACAAAUGGGUAGAGAAAUUGUUCAACAAGAGUCAAUUGAUAAUCCUGGCGAACGUAGUCGGUUGUGGGAUCAUGAGGAUAUAUUUUCAGUAUUGAAGAAUAAUACGGGAACUAGAGCAAUUCGAAGCAUAUGCUUGGAUAUGUCUAAAGUAGAAGAGUUGCAUUUAAAUCCUGAAGCUUUUAACAAAAUGCCAAACCUACGAUUCUUGAAAUUUUAUGGGUCUGAACGUGGAAAGAAGGUGCUUGAAUCUGAUUCCUCUGUAUUUCGCCGUAUCUUGAGAUGGUUGAAAAGAGAAAACUCCAAUGAUGGAAAGGUGCAUGGUUUUGAGAAACUUAAGUUUGAUUUCUAUGAGAUAAGACACUUUUGCUUUCAUGGAUAUCCUGCCAAAUCAUUGCCGCCAAAUUUUAAUCCAAAGAACCUUGUUGCACUUUGCAUGCCUAAUAGCAAAAUUAAAAAACUGUGGACUGGUAACCAGGUUCUUGUUAAUUUGAAAUAUAUUGAUCUCAGUCACUCUAAGCAUCUAUGCAGAAUACCAGAUUUGUCACUUAUGCCAAAUCUUGAGAGCUUGAAUCUUGAAGAUUGUACAAAUUUGCUUGAGAGUUUCUCAUGUAUCCAUAAUCUCCAUAAACUUGUUAUCUUGAAUCUACGAGGAUGCAGAAGCUUUAAUAAUCUUCCAAUUAGUGAUAGUUGUCAAUCUCUUCGAAAAGUUUAUCUCUCUGGUUGCUCAAAUCUCGAAAAAGUUCCAAAUCUCCCUAAUACAGUUGAAAAGUUAUAUCUAGAUGAAACUGCCAUUAAAGAACUUCCAUCAAUAGGGCAUUUAUUUAGACUAGUAAAAUUAAGUCUUAGAAAAUGUUCAAGGCUUGAGAGAUUACCAAAUAGUAUUUGUGAGUUGAAAUCCCUUAAAUAUCUUUGUCUCUCGGGUUGUUCCAAUCUUGAUAGAUUGCCUAAUGACAUGGGAAAUUUACAAACUCUGGAGGAACUGAUACUGGAGGGAAUUUCUUUUGCAGAAAUAGCAACAUUUAUGGCAAGUUUGACCAACCUGAAGACAUUAUCUUUGACAAGAUGUAAGAUGCAAAAGCAAUUGGGUAUCCCACUCGUCGAUUUAUCUGUCUUCCAAAGAAUCGAAGAGCUAUGCCUGAUUGAUUGUGGCAUCGAAGUGUUACCCAACACUAUUGGCGAAUUACUCUCACUAGGAAGUUUAGAUCUUGACCAAAACAAUUUGGAGACGCUACCAGAGAGCAUCAAAGACCUGUCUAACCUGGAAGGGCUUUCUUUAAGUAAUUGUCAGAGGCUUAAAUACUUACCGGAGCUUCCAAGCAGUCUAGUGCAAAUUAUAGCAGUGAAUUGUGUUUCUCUUGAAUCAGUAUCAAGUUUAUUCCUACGUAUGGAUUCUGUUUUUGACAUAAUCGACUUCUCUAAUUGUUUAAAAUUAAAAUUAGAGAUGACAGAUGCUCUCUUCUUGAAUAUUGAGAGCAGUGUAGCAGACGAUCACCGUCAAAUGCAAAAUAUCAGUCGUUCUUGGGGGUCGGCGGACAUUUUUUACUCUGGAUGUGAAAUUCCAAAGUGGUUUGACUUAAAAGGUAAUGGAUCUUUUAUAAAGUUCCCAGAAGGUUGGAUUAAUGAUAACUUAUUUGGUUUCGCUUUAUGUGCUGUUAUAUCAUCACAAGACUCUCAAAAACUUAGAAAUUUGCUUGUUGGAUUUCGCCUGAUUAUUAAUGGAGAGAUUAUUUCCAAUGGUGAGUUAACGGACUCAUUAAACUUUAGGCCUGGGACUCUUGAAGGUGAGAACAUUAUUGAAUCAGAUCAUAUAUUCAUAGCUUAUAGUUACAUUAAGAUGCCUGGGAAAUUUCCUCCACUCAAUUUGAAUAGCCAGGGUGCUGUUGAGUUCUUCAUUGAACAUGCAACUAAGAAUGGUAAAAGCCCAGUGAAAAAAUGUGGAGUGACUUUAUUGUAUCACAAAAAUGAUGAUUGGAGAAAAGAUCCAAGAGUGGACAAAAAUGAUGAAAGACCUCAUAAGCGAUUGAAACUUGAAGGUUGAAAUGUUGUUAUAGAAAAGGUAAUGUAAGUACAAAAUCCCUGAGCUUAUAAUAUUAGAUCAAAACAUAUUGAUAAGAUCCCCUUUAUGUCCCCAUGUCCCUUUCUCACAUGGUAAAGGGAUGGCUGAUGGUUGUGCAAAUUUACUAAAGCAGGUGCUGCUUCCAGAGGAAAUUUACUCCAUUUCUAAGGCCUCUUGUUUGCCUACUCUUCACGAUAUGCCUAAACUUGGUAGUUUUUCCUAUGGUGUUCUUUAUAGAUGACGUGGCUUACUGCAUGGUAGUUUAAUAGUUUCAAGAUUUGGUUCUCUAGGCUAUGAAAGGGUAUUGGAUGCUCUUCGAUACUGCUGGUUUGUUAAGUCCUCGGUUAACAGCAGGAAACAAAUUGAUGCCGUACAUUUCAUUCAUGCCUUCCAUCUUACUGAAAGCUUUCCCCCUGUUCACUUCUUGAAGACAUACUUAAAGAAUUGAAGGAGUAACUCACAGGGAAAGGGUGUGAGUUCGGGUGGAGAUACUAGUGCACCGGUUAAUUUUCAUACUAAAGCAUAAUGAGAACUUGCUGCCUUUAAAGCUGUAGUUAGUUGUGUCCAAGAGUACAGGCUUGAACCUGACAAUCCUCUCGAUCCACUUCAGAAAAGGAUUGAACAACUGGAGAGGUCGAAAUCUGAUAAGAAAAGGGGUGGAGAUUUUGGUAGACGUCAACACUCCAAGAAACAAAGACCAAACUGAGGAUAUGGUGGAUUUCUUUCUCACAGUGGCAAGGCAGCUCCCGGUAGGCUUGUUCCGCCUGUUUUCUGAUGUGUCGUGCACUUGUGAGCAAGACACAACAUUUUCUUUGACAGGGCAGCAUAUGGAGGAAUGCCUGAGAGAUAUCCUCUGGCUGGUCCAAACUCUUACGAUUAUCAAGUUCAUAGCCAGCCUGUUUUUGCUCAGCAACCAAAUGAUCAAAGAAUAUGCUUUUAUCCCCAAGAUUUAGUUAUCAAAUGCAAGAUUUGUGUGCAACCGUAGUGAAUGUGCAGAGAAUUUAUUUGUGAGUGAAUCACAUUUUCCCCCCCAAGUUUGGCUGUAAAACACUUCUUCAUCUCUAAUUGACAUAGAUAACAUUUCUUCAUCCAAAAUCAUAGACAUAAAUAAUAUUUUCUUAUCCAAAAUUAAACCA
Molecule: messenger RNA, 4868 nt
Organism: Mangifera indica (mango)
Lineage: Eukaryota; Viridiplantae; Streptophyta; Magnoliopsida; Sapindales; Anacardiaceae
Product: disease resistance protein RPP2B-like
Exons: 8
Coding region: 178-3714 (1178 amino acids)
Biological process (GO): defense response; signal transduction
Molecular function (GO): ADP binding
Source: RefSeq, a predicted model, not a curated record